Molecule: messenger RNA, 1011 nt
Organism: Closterium sp. Yama58-4
Lineage: Eukaryota; Viridiplantae; Streptophyta; Zygnematophyceae; Desmidiales; Closteriaceae
Source: the annotation of a GenBank genome assembly
AUGGUGAAGCCUGCUGGAGUGGCAACGGACUUGUCCAACAAUUACCUCUCGGGAACUUUGACUAAGCCACCACCUAGUUACGCCUCUCUGGGAGCCAACUGCUUCACGGCUUCACCUGCGGGGACCACCUGGUUGGCGGAGCAGCGGCCUGAGGCAGCGUGCCGGGCGUUCUGUGGCAUCUCCAUGCGCUCCAAUGCUGUUGCUGGUGGUGCUGCUUGUGGUGGCCAUGGGGUGUGUUAUCCCGACGGGCCUAGCUUGGCGCCCACCUGCUCGUGCAACACGGGGUUCGUUCCGUUUGGAAGCAUCUACUGCCUUGAGGAGGGCUCGAAUCUCACCUCCCCACUGGACAGGAACAUUCUCCCGCCAGCAACUGUGCUCACUAAGAGGACGAGGAAGGAAACCACAGGGGCAUUUGCAGAAGAGCCAGUGACCCUGUUCGUGUUUGAGAAAGGCUGGGAGGAUGAAGGGUGCGGGUUUGAGUUGGGAUUCAACGUCAACUUCACCUUUGCCCUUUCGCCUCAAGGCAAGGCGGCCUCCAACGGGUUUGCGUUUGUGGUGUCGGCAACAACCACGGUGGGGAGCAGCGAUGGCGUGGGGUACGGCGGGAUGGACCCCCGCAGCAUGGCGAUCGAGUUUGACAUGCUUCAGAACAUCCAGCAUCUCGACAUGAAAGAUCAGCACGUGGGGUUGAACAUCAACGGGCAGGACAUAUCAAUCGCGGCUGUGAAGUCGCCAUUCCCGCUGGCCAACAAGCAGGCAUACACGGCAUGGGUGGACUACCAGCCUGCCGAUCCCGGCACGAUCCAGGUCUUCCUCGCAAAUGGGGCAGUGAGGGCAGCAGGGAAGCCAGAGAAGCCGGUGCUGGAGAGGCGGGUGUCGCUGUGUGAGGUGCUGCGGGGAGGGGAGGAGGCACAGCUGCAGGCGUUCUACUUUGGCUUCGUGGCGUCCACCACCGUCAAGCCGUUCAUGAGCCAAAUCAUUCUCAAGUCCGCCAUGCAUACUGGUAUCUAG